Molecule: messenger RNA, 5792 nt
Organism: Salarias fasciatus (jewelled blenny)
Lineage: Eukaryota; Metazoa; Chordata; Actinopteri; Blenniiformes; Blenniidae
Product: electrogenic sodium bicarbonate cotransporter 1-like
Exons: 26
Coding region: 327-3545 (1072 amino acids)
Biological process (GO): bicarbonate transport; transmembrane transport; regulation of intracellular pH
Cellular component (GO): basolateral plasma membrane; plasma membrane
Molecular function (GO): solute:inorganic anion antiporter activity; monoatomic anion transmembrane transporter activity; sodium:bicarbonate symporter activity
Source: RefSeq, a predicted model, not a curated record
CGCCGCGCACGGAGAGACUCCGAGCACGCUUCCAAGCAGACACAAAAGCAGCCUUUUCUCCAAGAUGUUGCCCCCGCGCGACCUGAAGACGGAGGCGUCCAGCUAGAUAUGAGGAUUGCGAGUUGCGCGUCAAGUUUGCUUCGUAGAGUCGAAGAGAUCUUCCCAGCGAGAUAGUCCCUGCUCACGCUCCUCGGCUUUUCUUUUCUUUAAAACUUUUAUUGGUCCGAGACGCGCGUCAGAGUUUUCAGACUGAACCCAGCUCCAGAGAGAAGACGACGUUCUUCUGGGAAACCAAACUGAGAGACUGAAGACGAAAUUCACUCACAAUGAGCUCCGACAAGAGCAAAAUGGAGGACGAGGCCGUUCUGGACAGAGGGGCAGCCUUUGUCAAGCACAUGUGCGAUGAAGAGGAAGUGGAAGGUCACCACACCGUGUACAUCGGCGUGAACGUUCCCAAGAGCUACCACCGGAGGAGGCGCCACAGACGCAAGUCCAGCCACAAGGAGAAGAAGGAGCGCAGCGCGGAGGGGUACAAGUCGGAUGGCGAGAACGCGGACGACACCUCGGCGAAUGUCCUCAAGCCUCUCAUCUCUCCGGCCGAGAGGAUCCGGUUCAUGCUCGGAGAGGAGGACGACGGCCCGCCGCCGCCGCAGCUCUUCACCGAGCUGGACGAGCUGCUGGCCGUGGACGGCCAGGAGAUGGAGUGGAAAGAGACGGCCAGAUGGAUCAAGUUCGAGGAGAAGGUGGAGAAGGGCGGCGAGCGCUGGAGCAAGCCUCAUGUGGCCACGCUGUCCCUGCACAGCCUGAUGGAGCUGAAGACGUGCAUAGAGAAGGGCACCAUCAUGCUGGACCUGGAGGCGUCGACGCUGCCUCAGGUCGUCGAGAUAAUCACCGACAACCAGAUCGAGAUCGGCCAGCUGAAGCCGGAGCUGAAAGACAAAGUCAUGUACACGCUGCUCCGGAAGCAUCGCCACCAGACCAAAAAGUCCAACCUGCGCUCGCUGGCGGACAUCGGAAAGAGCGUUUCCAGUGCAAGUCGUCUCUUUUCCAGCCAAGAGAAUGGCAGCCCCACCACCACCCACCGGAACCUCACCUCCAACAGCCUGAGCGACUUCUCCGACAAGCCAGAGAAGGAUCAGCUGAAGAAUAAGUUCAUGAAGAAGCUGCCCCGAGACGCCGAGGCGUCCAACGUCCUGGUCGGGGAGGUGGACUUCCUGGAGACCCCCUGCGUGGCGUUCGUCCGCCUGCAGCAGGCCGUCAUGCUGGGCGCGCUCACGGAGGUCCCCGUGCCCACCAGAUUCCUCUUCGUCCUGCUGGGGCCGAAAGGAAAAGCGAAAUCCUAUCGGGAGAUCGGGAGAGCGAUCGCCACCCUGAUGUCGGAUGAAGUUUUUCAUGAUAUCGCCUAUAAAGCGAAGGACAGGCAGGACCUGCUGGCCGGAAUCGAGGAGUUCCUGGAGGAGGUCAUCGUCCUGCCGCCCGGCGAGUGGGAUCCCAACAUCAGGAUAGAGCCGCCCAAGACUCUGCCCUCCCCAGACAAGAGGAAGAACCUGUACACCGGGCUGGAGCCGCCUCAGAUGAACGGCGACACUGCUCACGAUGACGGGCUGGGAGGAGGAGGAGGAGGGCACGAAGUCGGCGAGGAGCUUCAGCGCACGAGAAGGUUCUGCGGGGGUUUGAUUCUGGACAUCAAGCGGAAGCUGCCGUUUUUCGCCAGCGACUUCUACGACGCGCUGCACAUCCAGUCUCUGUCGGCCAUCCUGUUCAUCUAUCUGGGCACCGUCACCAACGCCAUCACCUUCGGAGGCCUGCUGGGAGACGCCACGGAAAACAUGCAGGGAGUGCUGGAGAGCUUCCUGGGCACGGCGCUGACGGGAGCGGUGUUCUGUCUGCUGGCCGGGCAGCCCCUCACUAUCCUCAGCAGCACGGGGCCGGUGCUGGUGUUUGAAAGGCUCCUCUUCAAUUUCAGCAAAGAACACGAGUUUGACUACCUGGAGUUCCGGCUGUGGAUCGGCCUGUGGUCGGCUUUUCUCUGCCUGCUGCUAGUCGCCACAGACGCCAGCUUCCUGGUGCAGUAUUUCACGCGCUUCACCGAGGAGGGCUUCUCGGCGCUCAUCAGCUUCAUCUUCAUCUACGACGCCUUCAAGAAGAUGCUGAAGCUGGCCCACCACAACCCCAUCAACUCCAACUACGACCCCAACCUCAUCACGCAGUACGACUGCCGCUGCACGCCCGGGAACUCGUCAGCGCUCCUUGAUAUCAACGACUGGGCAAACAGUACUGAUCUGCCUGCGAACGCUACCUGGGCUUCCUUGACCAGGGAGCAGUGUCGGAGGUUUGACGGGAAGCUGGUCGGCGAGGCCUGCGGCUACGUGCCCGACAUCACCCUCAUGUCUCUCAUCCUGUUCUUUGGGACCUACGCCUGCUCCAUGGGUUUGAAGAAGUUCAAGACGAGCCGCUUCUUCCCCACGAGAGUGAGGAAGCUGAUCAGUGACUUCGCCAUCAUCUUGACCAUCCUUGUCUUCUGCGGCGUGGACGCCAUCGUCGGCGUGGACACUCCAAAGCUCAUCGUGCCAAGUGAAUUCAAGCCCACCAGUCCGCUGAGGGGCUGGUUUAUCCCUCCGUUUGGAGGAAACCCCUGGUGGGUGUACCUGGCGGCUGCUCUGCCCGCGCUGCUGGUGACCAUUCUGAUAUUCAUGGACCAGCAGAUCACAGCCGUGAUCGUCAACAGGAAGGAGCACAAACUCAAGAAAGGGGCUGGGUACCACUUGGAUCUCUUCUGGGUGGCCAUCCUGAUGGCGGUCUGCUCCUUCAUGGGCCUGCCCUGGUACGUGGCCGCCACGGUCAUCUCCAUCGCCCACAUCGACUCUCUGAAGAUGGAGACGGAGACGUCGGCGCCCGGAGAGCAGCCGAAAUUCCUGGGUGUCCGGGAACAAAGAGUCACUGGCAUCUUCGUCUUCCUCCUGACGGGACUCUCCGUCUUCAUGGCUCCCAUCCUCAAGUUCAUUCCCAUGCCGGUGCUCUAUGGCGUCUUCCUCUACAUGGGCGUGGCGUCACUCAACGGCGUGCAGUUCAUGGAUCGCCUGAUGCUGCUCCUCAUGCCCGCCAAGCACCAGCCGGACCUCAUCUACCUGCGGCACGUCCCCCAGAGACGCAUCCACCUCUUCACCUUCAUCCAGGCCUUGUGCUUGGCCCUCCUCUGGAUCCUCAAGUCCACUGUGGCGGCCAUCAUUUUCCCCGUCAUGAUUUUGGCGCUGGUUGCCGUCCGCAAAGCCAUGGACUACGUGUUCUCCCAGCACGACCUGAGCUACCUGGACGACGUCAUCCCGGAGAAGGACAAGAAGAAGAAGGAGGACGAGAAGAAGAAGAAGAACAAGAAGAAGGGAAGCAUUGACAGCGAAAUGGAGUUUUCUGACUACCCCUACCAUGAAAAUAUUCCCAGUAUAAAAAUCUCCAUGGAAACGAUGGAGCAGGAGCCCAUGUUGGGGGAUAAGUCUUUGGAUAGAGAUCAAUCGCCGUCUUUCCUUAGCCCGCAUUCCCGGUGCUGAGCGCUACUUCGAGUCUCCCACUGUGGCUGAGUAAUCUUGAGAGGGGUUCGUACACUAAAGGGUUGCCUCAGAUCCGAAUCGGCCGCGGCUCUGAGGACAACGGCUUCUUCUGGAAGAGGAAGGGCUCUGAAACUGAACUGUGAAACGGGGGAACAGUCCAAAGAUGCAGCACAGCACAGUCAAACACAGCCAUCGUUUCGUACUGAAGCGCCGCUCCGUCAUGGCAUUUUAAAUAUUCUUUGUGUGUGGAUUUGAAUCCGACGAGGCUGGAAAUAUAUGUCUUAAGCAGUUCUUUUUUCUUUUUCUUUUUCUUUUUUGGCUGGUACUGAAUUUUAACGAGGGCUGAUCUGGGCGACCGCCCCUCUUGGUAGGGCUGCGCACGUUCAUCUGAAUGCAGUCGACUGUUUGUCUUAUGAAUGUGUGCUGAUAAUGUAACUGGCGUCAUGCUUAAAGAGCUGCAAUCGGUUCACGAAGGACGAGCUGUGCAGAGUUAACGGUAGCUAUACACACCAUGUGAAGGUAGCGUCCGCUUCAUCUCUCCCACUUUGACUCUAUGCAAACAGGAGGAGCUACCCACAGUUACACAACACCAAACACGACACCUUUUUCCUCUGAUCGUGCUGUUUUCAGUUUAAGUUUUAAGUCUUAACUACCGUAAUGGUUUAAAACAAGAACACAGAAGAAUCACGAGUCACCUUUUAUAUCUUUUCAUGAACAAAAGGUCUACAAAGCGUUAUCCAUGCAGUCAUGAGCUGAAGUUAAUCUAUUUAUAGAUGUUGUCGUCAUUUGUCCGUUCAAAUCACGCAGACGAUCAUGUAAGAAAUAAUUGCAGUUUGGUAAGUAUAAAAGUGGUUUAAUGAGUUUCUCCAGCUUCCAUCCUUCCAUGCUUUUUUUUUUUUCUUUCUGUAUUUAUUACACUCCAGCUGGCAUCAGACCGUAAAAUGCUGGUUGAAAGUGAUGUUUUGAUUUCGCCAUUGACCGUCCCAGUUUGUGGAAAUUCGGAGAUCUCUGUGGCCUGUGUCCACUCAGCUGACGUUUCCCUGUUUUGGGGAGUUAUAGAUUUAGCUCUACCUCCUUUUUUUUUGUUUGUAGGUGCCAGGCAUUAUAUAUAUAUAUAUAUAUAUACCUAUGUAUAUUUAAAAAUCCAUUGUGCAAUGAUUUGUGAUCAAACACUGAUUGUUAUUUUUCUACUGGCACUCCAUGGACCGCUGAAUCCCCUCUUUCAGUUUCCUUGUGUUGUGUGUCAGUUAAUUGUUGUCGUUUUGUCUGAUUUGUCAAUAUGAACAAUCACUUGCGAUGUGUUUUAAAGGGCAAUUCUACCCAGUUUUUUUUUUUUUUUCCCUCUCACAAAACAAAAUGCAUUGAGGUGUUAUGCCGAAGGAUGCUUCAGAUGGGUGAAAGACACUAUUUAAUCCAUCUGGUGACUGCCGUUUGACCUUCUCACACACUUGACCAUCGUGAAUUUCGCUUUAAAAAAAAAAAAAAAAUGUGAUCUUGUUCCGAAGCUGGUAAUUUGAAACAUUGUCAAUCUUUUAUUCUUGUUUUUUUUUUUUGUGUUUUUAAUUUUUAAUGAUGUAUUUUUUUAAUGCAAAUCAAACAAUCACUGUGACGGAUAUAUUAUUGCGACGUACACUCCAGGAAGAAUUACUACUUUUCUGCGUACAGGGUUAAAAGUUUGUGCAACUUAACUUAAAAGUGCAUACUUUCUGACACUCUUGUUUUCCAUCCGGUGUCGAGCGGAUGAGCAAUGGCAUGCUUUAGUCCUUUAUUUUCCUUCAACAAUGGAAUGACUUGAUCCUGCUUCCGCACAGCCGAUCGAAUUGCACACUGGUAACCUGAGCUGAUUCAUCUGACGUAAAUUAUUAACGCGUAUCUGAGUGUAAUACAUCCCCAUCAUUUGUCGCUUGAAGUAAAAGGACAUGCACACUCAGUGUUUCAGGAUUCCGGUGCGUCGAAGGGCUUCAACUCAUCAGUACUGUCAAAAUGUGAGCAGUAAAAGUUGCUUCGAGCACGAAAAGCCACGUUGUCUUCCACUUUGUUCUGUGAUCUGUAUAUCUUGAUCUUUUGACUUUAUGGUUCUGAUUCCAAAAUCGAUGUAAUAUUUUUGAUGUUUUAAGUCUGAAGCCGAUUUUAUACAAGCAUCUUAUGUGCUCAAAUAACCAUGGGUUACACAGAAGGAAGAAAAUGUAAGGUUUUUUUUUAUGAAGUAGUGUUUGAAAUGAGAGCAAUAAAAACAGUUCAAGUGAU